GAGGGAGGGAAGGAAGGAAGAAGGGGGGUCGGAGGCAGCGGUGGCCGCUGCCGCUGCUGUUGCUGCUGCGGCGCUUCACUCCCGCUCACCCGCUCUCACCAGCCUGCUCCCGCUCCGCCGGCCUCGGGGCUCCGGCUCGCUCCUCCCGGUGCCUCGCGCCCGCGCCCCCCGGCCCCCGGGGCCUCGCUUCCCGCCCCCCGCGGUAUGUCGUGAUCCCGAGCGGCGGCGGCGGCGGCGGGUUUCAUGGGGCUCCUCAGGAUUAUGAUGCCGCCCAAGUUGCAGCUGCUGGCGGUGGUGGCCUUCGCCGUGGCGAUGCUCUUUCUGGAGAACCAGAUCCAGAAGCUGGAGGAGUCCCGCUCCAAGCUAGAAAGGGCAAUUGCAAGACAUGAAGUGCGCGAAAUUGAGCAGAGGCAUACGAUGGACGGUCCUCGGCCAGACACAGCUUUGGGCGAGGAGGAAGACACGGUGAUCAUCUAUAACAGAGUCCCUAAAACUGCAAGCACGUCCUUUACCAACAUUGCCUAUGACCUGUGUGCAAAGAAUAAAUACCACGUCCUUCACAUAAACACCACCAAAAAUAAUCCGGUGAUGUCCCUGCAAGAUCAGGUGCGCUUUGUGAAGAACAUAACUUCUUGGAAAGAAAUGAAACCCGGGUUUUAUCACGGACAUGUGUCUUACUUGGAUUUUGCAAAAUUUGGUGUUAAAAAGAAGCCAAUUUACAUUAAUGUCAUAAGAGAUCCUAUAGAAAGGCUGGUUUCUUACUAUUACUUUCUACGAUUUGGAGAUGAUUACAGACCAGGCUUACGGAGAAGAAAACAGGGAGACAAAAAGACUUUUGACGAAUGUGUGGCUGAGGGAGGCUCGGACUGUGCUCCAGAGAAACUGUGGCUUCAGAUCCCCUUCUUCUGUGGUCACAGCUCGGAAUGCUGGAACGUGGGAAGCAGAUGGGCCAUGGACCAGGCCAAAUAUAACCUGAUUAAUGAAUACUUCUUAGUGGGAGUCACCGAAGAGCUCGAAGACUUCAUCAUGCUUCUGGAGGCAGCCCUGCCCCGCUUCUUCAGGGGGGCCACAGACCUCUAUCGGACAGUAGGAAAGAAAUCUCACCUUAGGAAAACCACAGAGAAGAAGCUCCCCACCAAACAAACCAUAGCAAAGUUACAGCAGUCUGACAUCUGGAAAAUGGAGAAUGAGUUCUAUGAAUUUGCCCUGGAACAAUUCCAGUUCAUCCGAGCCCAUGCCGUUCGAGAAAAAGAUGGGGACUUAUAUAUCCUUUCACAAAACUUUUUCUAUGAGAAGAUUUACCCCAAAUCGAACUAAGAAUACCACGUUCCUACUUGAUCCAUGGACUUAAUGUUUGACCACGUCUCCUCCUUGGUUCUCAGCUCCAUAAUCUAGAUUGCUGGCAAGCCUGUGACAUGAUUUACUGUCGAGUUGAGAUUUGGGCUGUGAAGGACUUCAAGCAAGCAAGUGGACAACGACUGGAGAUAUCAGCCUUCCAAGAAGCUUAAGCUUCAGGUCUUUUCUUCAGCCCAACCUUUGGGUUGAGCUAAUAGCCUCCUGUCUAAAGAAACUACACAUUUGUUUACCAAAAUUAACACACAGCAGAAUUCUAGUUGAUGGUAAAAUUUCAGAGAAGUGUCCUCUACUCUGUUUUUGAUUCUGAGAGAAGUUGUCUUUACCCAAGACAUCUGUAAAGAAGAAACCGUCUAUCUCCCUCACCUUCCCUUGGAGAAUGGUCUUUAAUGAAUAGUGUUACCGACUGGUUGGCCUCUUGUACUUUGUUAUUGUGAUUACCGUCAACUUAGAAUGUCCAAUAAUGUUUGCUAAGAAAUGUGGCUGCUGCUGUUGGAUUUGCCCAUAUUUAUAUAGGUUUUAAUAAAAAGAGAAUAUCCAAUUGUGAGUGUUAGGAAGGAAUUAAACCCAGUAAUGUAAACAGAUAGAGAAUCGAUGCAGUAUUUCUCCCUCCGCCCUCCCCCCCUCCCCAUCUCCUUACCAACCAUGGUUGGGAAAACUCAUCAAAGAAAGAUGUUUUAUUUCAGACUUACACAUUGAUGUUAAAAGCGACUUCAUUAUCUAUUCCUCCCCAAAUGAUUUGUAAUGGAUAUAUUGGCAAUUCCAUAUUAUAACUCCAUUCGUGAGCUGUGGUAUGGUUGGGAUUUUCCUACUACUUCUAUACUUUUACCUGUAGAAUAUUUUUACUAAGGUGCUUUUUAAUGUGUUUUAAAGCAUUGCAUUUACAAAGGAGUCAAAUGCUGUAAAUAUUGCAUAUUUUAUGUAUUUGGACCAAAAGGCUAUGAGUAACUAGUUUAAAGUGGUUUUGCACCAAUUUUGUUAUGUCAAGUGAAAUCAUCCCAUCUGCUAUUCUAUUUCUCAUCCGGGUCAACUAACUGUUGGACAUAACUGAAAUGCACUUCAACAACUUUGAAUGUUAAAUACAGAAAGCAUCAAGGAGGUCAGGCAGAAGCAGGUCAGAGUGGAAUGAGCCCAGGACUUGAGAGUCAGAAGAUGCACAGCUUAUGGUCCUGGCUCCAGAAAUUUGAGCUUUUGUGACCAUCAGCAAGUCACCUAAACUCCGUGGGCCUCCAUUUUCUCAUCCAUAAAACGUGGACAGUCAUACCUUCCCUACUUACCUCAUAGAGCUGUUGUGAGCAUCCAGCAAAAUUGGUAAGAGUGCUUUGAAACUUGUAAAACGCUAUGGAACCAAAAGUCAUUAUAAAAAUUAUUUUAAAAAAACACACAAACAUUCGUAACAUGAGAUAUUUCACCAUUCAUCCUCCAUCAUGUGGGGGGAAGAGGGAGAAGAUUCCAUCUGGAAGCUGUACAGUACAGAAGAAAUACACUGAUUCACGCGGGAUAGACUUCUCUCAGUGUCUUGCACUUCAUGUUUCGGCAGCUAUUGGAAUGUGAAAUCGACUAGCGGAUUUCCAAACCUGUUAAGUUUCACAAACAGUGGUCUGGAUUCAGGAGGUGCCCUCUUUCAAAUAAACCUGCUUCACUGAUUGCGGGAGAGGUGGGUGGGGUGGGGGGGGAGUAAAACAAAUCUUGUCAUCCAGAAUGUGAAAGAUUUUCCGGUUUUGUUGUACAGUCAUAAUCAAUGCAUAUUUUUCUAUUUGCCAUUUCUAAAAUAUGUAUUGCUGAGUUUGACUUCCCUGUUCCCCAUUCACACUCUCCCCCAUCUUAGAAAAGGAGCCUUCUGAGAAAAUGUGUUAAGUAAACAUGGCCUAGGGAUGCCUCACCCCAUCAUAUGAAAGCAUUUUGAAUGUCCCCCUAAAGGAUAUUUUCACCUGUCAAAAAAGUCAUCAUAAAUCAGGACAAAACUUGCAAAGACAUUUGAAGGAAAAAUGCAAGAAGAGUUUUGGAAAGAAACACUUAAAAAUUGAAUCACAUCAGAAUGCUGAUAAGACAUUGCUGGGUAUAUGGUGGUUUUUGACUAGUCUCAUUUUCCAUUUAUUUAUUGGCAGGGGAUGUGGCUCACAAAUUGUUUCCUUGGCAAUAGACACACAAAAAAAUAGUAUCCCCCUCCCCCCCCCAAAGAAAACCCUCAUCUCUAUACAGGAACAGAUCUAAGCGGGGCGGGGGAGAGGGGGUCUGUCAUAAAGUUUACAUAAAUACUAGCCCACAACCUUCAGAGGGCAAGCUAAGGACUUCCAGGGGUGAAUCAACUCUUUCCUGUAACUGCAGCACCCCUGAGGGCACUAGAAGUAUUACUAUGAACUAGCGCUUUGUUGGCCUCAGAGUUAAUUUACCCUCAGAAGGUCCUAAAUUCCCUCUAAAGGGUAGCUUACAGACCCAAAAAGUUUCUGCCACAAUUUCAUAAAUUUUGAUGAUUGGAUUGCAUCCAAAUACAUUCUUUCCUUUCCCUGAUCUGAUCUAAUACAAUUUCCAAAGUGGUAGCAUUGAUGAUAUCAUAUGUCCGAGGUGACUUAAUCAUGGUCCUGCUAGGAGUUGGGUGGAGGGGGUGGAAUAAAUGACAUCUCAUGGUCCAAGCCAGCCCAUUUCUGCAAAUGCCGCAGAUUCCUUAUGAUUCCAAAGCCGGGGACCGAGAUUUGUAAUAAAUCAGUACCCUCAACUGCUGAAACAAUAAUGUAUUUUUUUAAAGUGGCAAAUGUGGGUUUUUUCCAGCCUCUGCUCUUUGUCAGUAUUUUUGACCAUAGGGAAAUACUUUUUUUAAUAUAUAAAAGUGAAUUAACCACUUUGCAUUUUAAAAGACAAUGUUAUAUGUUAUGUGUAUAUGUGUGUGUAUAUAUGUCUAUAUACAUAUAUAUGUUUAUUUCCUUGGAGAAGAAAAGAUACCUUUUUGUUCAAAUUGUUUUAACUUCUAUUUUCUAAUUGCUCCAAAAUGACAGCUGUCAAUAAAUUUAUGUGACUGUUUUCAACUCUAAUGGGGGGGGGGGAAAUCAUAUGGUUUUUGCCUAGCUUUAACAUGUAAAAUAUUCCUUUACUUAAUAGUAAAAAUAAAAGAAUGUACAGGGAUUACUUUUAUAUCACCUGUAUGCAUUAAUACAAUUUGCAGAAUUUUGAAUGCCUCUGAAUUCCUGGUACUCACAUUUAAAUCUAAUGAAAAAUCAAAGAAUAUUUUCAAAGGAUAAGCUUUAUACAUGGUAGUUUUUUAUUUCCAUUUAUUUUUCAGUUAAAUCUUGUCAUUUAAAAUCCAUAAUUGCUUUGUCACAUAAAUGACAGUGACAGAAUCACUAAACUUGUUAGUGUUUUUCGUGACAAACCACAUUUUUACAUUGCAGAUGAUUUCCCAUUGUUUGCCUAAUUAGGAAGAACUUCAUAGACAGUAAUAUUCUCUCUGUUACUUUCUCUCCAUCUCCCUCUUUUUUACAAAACAGCUUUAGACAUGAGAGAAGCUAAAUAAACAGGUAAUUCCUAAAAUGGAUUCCUGUUAUUUGAACUUUCCAUCAAAUUGUCCAUUAAUGACAUUUCUAGGACCCAACUAGACUCCCAUUGGCUGUUUUCAGAAUGAAUACUCCAUAGGCUUCUAAUCCACAGCUUGCGAGAAGUAUCUCAUAGACCCAUUUCAUGAGGCUCACCCUUGAGAGGCUAAGAUGCCCCUGUCUUUAUGUUAUAAAAGCUUGCCUCUGCAGUAAGUUCUGUCUAUGUCAGGGCAUGGGGCACUUGGUAGGGUGGUUUUUUGUUGUUGGUUUCUUUUUGGGGGGGUGGGUGUUGCACCAAUUUCCCUGGUAUUAAAAAUGGCUUGUAUGUGAUGCUGGCUACAAUAAAGCCCACACAGUCUGCUGAAAUGGCCUGUUUCCAAUGCACUGCCAACUUAGCUCCUUCAAAGUGGAGCUUAUGACUACUGCCCAGUGGCUUGGAGAGAUGCUGAAAUGGGGCCUUGGGCUAGCCAGACAGACAGACACUCUUGUAUGGUAAGCUCAUGCAGUUUGGUGAUGUUCGUAGCCCUGUUUACAAAACAGGUCCUCCUGGUCAGGAUGCCCUUCUAACACAUCAGUCACACACCUGUUAUUUAGGCAUCAGUGCUGUCUCCCAGGUCCCUUGGUACUAUUUCCCUGCCUUUUGUGGCGAGAGUCUGGUGUGGGAGCAUCUCCUUAGCAGUAUCGAAUGUAACUUUGAGAAAACAUGGAUUGUGCUUCAUGAUUUUUAUUUUAAAACUACACAGACAGCUGAAUAGUGCCUUUUUUCCUCACAAUCCAUGUUGUAAGAUGCCCACUCCUCUCUCUGUCUCUCCCUUUCUUGCUCCCUGCCUCCCUCCCUCACCAUGGAUUCAUUUGUGCAAUACCAUUCCCACUUGAAACCAUUCUGUCACAUCUGUUGGAAAGAUAAUCACUCGUUCUCCUUAACCCGCUGCCAGCUUUCUGUUGUUGAAGUGUUUCGGUUGAUUUCCUGAUGCAAAUGCUAUUAAAAUAAACAACCAGUGGGAAGGGAAAAA
This is a messenger RNA of Dromiciops gliroides (monito del monte), 5893 nucleotides long. RefSeq names its product heparan sulfate 2-O-sulfotransferase 1 (gene HS2ST1). Gene Ontology annotation, cellular component: membrane. The transcript has 7 exons. Gene Ontology annotation, molecular function: heparan sulfate 2-sulfotransferase activity. The record is from RefSeq and is a predicted model, not a curated record. NCBI's taxonomy places the organism in Eukaryota, Metazoa, Chordata, Mammalia, Microbiotheria, Microbiotheriidae. Bases 244 to 1317 code for a protein of 357 amino acids.